Siniperca chuatsi (mandarin fish) is the source of this 4044-nucleotide messenger RNA. RefSeq names its product C-C chemokine receptor type 1-like. The record is from RefSeq and is a predicted model, not a curated record. NCBI's taxonomy places the organism in Eukaryota, Metazoa, Chordata, Actinopteri, Centrarchiformes, Sinipercidae. The transcript is spliced from 3 exons. The coding region runs from base 1874 to 2947 and encodes 357 amino acids. Gene Ontology annotation, cellular component: membrane. Gene Ontology annotation, molecular function: chemokine receptor activity. Gene Ontology annotation, biological process: G protein-coupled receptor signaling pathway; chemotaxis; immune response.
GUCAGCAAAGGGUCCGGGCCAGAUUCGAAACCAGACCGCUGCGGUAAGAACGCUUCCUUGAUACAUGGUACGCGCUCGACCAGGUGAACUAGCUACCGGGGCGUCCUACGAAAAUGAAUUUUAUGGAUGAAUGUUUUCCCUUUUUCCCGCUCUUUGUAUCUUUGACACGCCUAUAUAUUUUACAUAUGCGUGAUAUAAAACUAAGCAGAUGGGGUUACUGGGUGCAGAUGAGGAGUUUAUAGAAAAGGAUAUAGCUACGAGGUUGGGUUAUCAUAGACAGUAUACAAUGAGUGGACGUAGCCUCCGGAUAUACAGCAUGGAUGUAUAAAGAGAUAUACAGUCCAUGGUGUGAAAAGUGAAGCCAAUGCAUUAGUACCUUAAACCUGCAUUCUUUCAAAUGGCCAGCAGGGGGCAACCCCACUGGUUGCAAAAAGACGUUUCAUAUAAGGUGCACGGCAUUGGCUGUUAACUGCCUCUACGCAUGCUAAGAAAUUACACGCUUUUAUUUGGAAGGCUAUGGUACAUGGUUUCCUGUCUUUUGCAGCUGCGUCUGUCUAACUUGACGCAGCUCUCUCCAGCCCGCCUUCGUCAGCAGAUCUCACGUCAAUCAUCCUCAUUGGGAAUUCACUGGACGCCAGCUGGAGAGCGACGGCACGAAUAUACAAGUACACCACAAAUAUACCGAGAAAAAAUACAAACAUAAAGUCAAUAAAAUUAGGCUCCAUACCUGAACAUACAGAUACAUAUAAUUUAAGAGACAUUAUUAUUAUUAUUAUUAUUAUUAUUAUUAUUAUGUUUAUAUAUAAGAUAACAAACGUUUGAGUCGUAAUUUGAACAAAGAUUCUAUGCAUAAUGUCUCUAAAUUCUAUGAUGAGAAUUCAAAUCUUUUCUCCCGGCAUGCUUUGUGCUGUCUUGCCCAUGCAACAGGUCCCUGCACAACUAAGGUAUGAUUCACCACCACAAGAGGUCUCUCAUAGACCACUACGAUUUUACUGCAAGCCCAUCUGUUGGGUGCUCAGAGAUGGGCAGCAUUACUACACUAUAAUAAUAAGAAGAAGAAGAAGAAGAAGAAGAGGAAGAAGAAGAAGAAUGUCUCCAUAACAGCCAAAAAGAGCAAUAACAGUGCAAUAUGUAGCCUAAAACAGGACACAGUCAGCAGCAUCUUUAACAAUAUCAUCACAGACACCAAUUGCCUUUUGUUUCGGUGGUAAUACUGCGUUUUUUCUGUAAUAUUUUAAACUAACACUAAACAGCAAUCUUUGUGCAAACACAUUGAACUAAUAGGAAAAAUGUAAUAUCGCCAAAACUGACUGGAACAUGCCAUCACUCCCUGAUUGAAAAUCAGAUAUGAUUAAAUCUAAAUUAUCAUUGCUGUGAUCAUAUCAAAGAUCUGUCUCCAUUACAAAGGAGUAAAAAAAGAGCUAUAAUUCUAACGCUAAUCAGUUAGUAAACACAUUAAUGCUUACUUUUUAUCAAAUAGGCUACUCAAGCCCUUAACUUUAUAUGUGAAUCUAUAUGGUAAAGAAUAUAGUUUGAGUUUUUAAGAUAAAAUCAGCAGCCAUGUUGUAAAAGUGUAAAAUUCUGACAUGUCUGAGACCACAUGAGUACAUUUUGUUUUGACAUUCUCUAUAUAGCCCAUCAAGCAUCUGUGGGUCCUGAUAAAGAUCUCACACUUACAGGGACGUACAGGAAACAGCAUCUUUAGUUCUCUUUCUGUACAAGUCAUUAAGGGGACUGCUGGCUGAAGACAGUUAGUUCGUCACUGUGCAUUUGAGGACAUCACAUCCAUAGAGAUCUGGACAGAGAAAUAAGGAGCCCUUAAGUGCAGCUACGGACUACACCUGAUAGGAGAAGGCAUCACUGAGAUAUCACCAUGCCAGAUUAUGGAGCAAAUACCAACAACACGACGGACUAUUCAUCUUAUUAUGACUGGACUGAGACAGACUCCUACGCUCCUUGCAACUACGAGAAUUUGGGAGAUUUUGGCAAGGUGUUCCUGCCCACUCUCUAUAGUUUGGUUUUCAUCCUUGGCUUCAUAGGUAACGGCCUAGUGGUGUGUGUCCUGGUGAAGCACCGCAACCAGACCAACUUGACAGACAUCUGCCUUUUCAACCUCGCUCUCUCCGACCUGCUCUUCGUCCUCACGCUGCCUUUCUACUCUCACUACUCUGCGCUCAGCAAAUGGACUUUCGGAGACUUUAUGUGCAGUUUCAUCUCUGGCUCCCACAGCACCGGGUUCUUCAGUAGCAUCUUCUUCAUGGUUGUCAUGACGCUGGACCGCUACGGGGUCAUCAUGCACGCGCGCACGGUGGCACAAUAUCGCACUCUGAAGACAGGCAUCGCUCUGACCAUGUUCGUCUGGCUGCUGAGCUUGAGUGUCUCUCUACCUGCUUUUAUCUUCACAAAGGUGACAAACGAGUCUGGCGUGCUGCGUUGUGAGUACCUCCCGGAAAACGAUGCGUGGGUGUUUUAUAACUUCUUCGCAACAAACAUACUGGGUCUCGUGAUUCCCUUGUUGGUGAUGGUGGUUUGCUACUCCAGGAUCAUCCCCAUACUGGUGAACAUGAGAAGUGCAAAGAAGCACCGCGUUGUUAAGCUGAUCAUCUCCAUAGUGGCAGCCUUUUUCUUGUUCUGGGUCCCAUAUAACAUUUGCCUUUUCUUCAGGUUUCUGAAAUCUGAAGGUCUAUUGUCGAUUAGUUGCAAACAGGAAGCACAUUUGCGGCUGUCACUAACAGUGACUGAGACCUUUGCUUACACUCACUGCUGCCUGAACCCCAUCAUAUAUGCCUUUGUGGGACAAAAGUUUAUGAACCGAGCCUUGCAGCUGCUGAAGAAAUGGGUGCCUGGGAUUCACUUUACCUCCACCAAAGAUUUGUCAGAUAGCUCAUUCAGGAGGAGCUCAGUCAUGUCCAGGUCCUCUGAGGUCACAUCCGCUUUCAUCAAGUAGGAGGUGGAGGGCAGGUGUAAUGUGUUUUUAUGGACAUCACCUGCAGAGUUUGGCAUGUUUUUAUCAGGGUAGCCUUGUUGUUACUGCCAGCCAUGUUAUUCUUGUUUUUGUAGCAUGAUUUGUUUUACUUGUUACUUCCAGUUUCCACUCAUGGCAGUGCCAUUCAUCAACAAUGUCUAAAGCUGCAUGUACCUGUACACAUUGUUAUCUUUAGACCUUUUUGAUUUCAUUUGCUCUUUGAAUUUGCGCUGGAAUAUUUUGUUUUGACCACAAUUCAAGUGUGAUCUGAUUAGCAUCAUCAUCGUCUGUAUGAUCGCAGGCAUUGGUAAAUGCUAUAAUACCCGUCCUUUUCCUGCUGACAUUGGAGGAAACUUAGCGACACUUCAAAUUGUACCUCUUGACUGAAAGCAUGAAGUUCUUGUUUGUAACAGCCUGUAACCACAAAGUUUGUUUGUCUGUGCCGAAUGUGUUUAAAACAUAUCAGCUUUUUCCCCCGUUCUUUUUCACACAUUUGUUGAUGAGCUUGCAAGUUCAUGAAAAACAUUCAUACUAUAUGGAGAAGCUACCAUUUUUUUUUUGAAGAGGAAAAAUACUAUUUUACAACACGGAAUUGUUUUUAUCAUUUACUUGUGGAAAAGAUUUGUUCAUUCAAAAGUCUGACAAUGAAUCACAGCUACAGAAGUAAAACUAACAGGGUUGUUUAGCACCUUUUGCACAUUCAGACAUCAUUAUGGAUUUAAAAAUGACUCAUCAUACAUCCCAGUAAUAUUUCAUAUAUUUUCUCAAUGUUGUGUUAUGCCUCACAUUUGUAUAUAUGGUAUGCACAGUAUAUUGCAUAGUUGUAUUUUUCUAGUGUUUUCAUACUGAAUACAUUCUUUUUUUGUCUCCGUUGUUUUACUGCCAUUUCAGACGUUAUUUGCACAAAAAGUACACAUUAUCAUACAUUUAUUCACAUAUUUCAGCUUAAUGCUCUAUUGCUCAGUUGCUGAUGUUUAUGUUGUUUACUCUUUUUUGUUGUAUCAUGUUAUGAUUUGUUGUUGUAGUGGUUUACUUUGCCAAUGGAGAUUAUUAAAGUUUGACAGCAUACCAAACAAUGA